Lotus japonicus is the source of this 2557-nucleotide messenger RNA. RefSeq lists its product as uncharacterized. Lineage: Eukaryota; Viridiplantae; Streptophyta; Magnoliopsida; Fabales; Fabaceae. Gene Ontology annotation, biological process: DNA recombination; DNA repair; DNA replication. Bases 726 to 2279 code for a protein of 517 amino acids. The record is from RefSeq and is a predicted model, not a curated record. The transcript is spliced from 10 exons. Gene Ontology annotation, cellular component: nucleus. Gene Ontology annotation, molecular function: DNA binding.
UUCAGUUUGAAGUUGUCAAACGCCGUCGUUUUCCUUUUUCCCUGUUCAUCUCCUCUCAUGACGAACCCUAGAUUGCUUUCGCGUGUUCUCUCCCCCUUUCUACCAACUCUGAAGUACAACUCAGACUCUUCUGUUGUGUGUAUCUCAAUUCAUCUCUAUUUUAAAGUUUUCUUCUUCUCCAAUUUAAUCUUAGCUGUGAUGCCGUGUUUUGGUUCAAGAAUUGACCCACUUUUCACCCACCCAUCCAUUGUGUCCUAUCGGAUUGAUCUGAUGAGGGUAUUAUUUUCGCCGCCGGUUGAUGUUUGGGUGAAGAUUUCUUUGCUUCCGUUUAUGGUCUUACCACUCAUACCUCCACACCUCCAAUUAUUCACUGUUCAGCCGUCAUACCUUUUCUUGCAAAAUUGAUAUUGGAGAGUUUGAAUGCAUCAGCAAAGGUUGAUUCACUCAAGGAAAGGUGAGUGUCAGUUCUGAGGUCCAGUAAUUAUCUCUAUCUCUAUAUCUCUAUCUCUAUGUUGUAUUGAUUUUGUACUACUGAAGUCUGACUUAUCUUAGCUGUAUUGUAUUGUAAAUUUAUUUUUAAUCAUGGUCAUUUUGAAAAUUUGGCCUAUAAAUACCCUACCCCAUGUUGUGAACUUCCAUUCAUCCCAUUUCCAUUUCCAUAUCUCAAUCCUCUCUUUGAAAUCCCCUUAUUUUCACUAUUUUCACUAUUUCACUAUUCUGCAGACAUGAAUUCCAUUAAAAGCUUACGCCCUGGUAGAGAAGCAUGGAGGAUCAGAGCAAGGGUGAUUCGGAAAUGGGAGAUGGCUCCAACUUCUGAACCUUCCAAACCAUAUGCUCUACAACUCGUCUUGAUUGAUUCUGAAGGUUCUAAAAUAGAGGCAACUAUAAAGAAGUACAUGAUGAGUAAAUUUAUAAGGGAUAUUGUUGAAGGCAGUGUUUAUAAGAUUACAUAUUUCGUUGUUGUGGACAACAAUGGUGCAUAUCGUGCUGCUGAACAUGAGUACAAAAUUAUGUUCAAUAGCAAAACAAAGAUUCAAAUUGAUCAGUGUGAUGACAUUCCUAGAUUUGGUUUAACAUUGAAGGAUACAACAGAAAUUCAGAGUACAAUGGGGGAGUCUGACUUCUUGCUUGAUGUUAUUGGUUUGGUUACUGGUGUUUCUGAUGAGCAACAAUUCUCUAAAUCUGGAAAUGUUACUAGAAGGAUUGAGUUGGAGAUUACUGAUCACAAGGGAAAGAUAAAAAUGGCUUUAUUUGGAAACUAUGUUGAUGUUCUUAAAGGGUUUCUUGCUACUGAUGGAGUUGGACUUGCUGUGAUUGUUGUGCAGUUGGCCAAAGUUAAAACAUACAGAGGAGAAGUUGUUAUUCAGAAUGUUAUGCAUGCUACCAAGUUAUUGUGGAAUGCUGAGAUUCCAGAAGUUGCUGCCUUUCGUGAUGGUUUGGCCUUACAUGGUCUUGAUGCUGAUAUUCCUAUUGGGCAAAUUGGUGGUGGCUUCCACAACAUGCCUGCCAAUGAGGAGUUCAUUACAAUGUUUCCUAGGAAGAACAUUGUGGAGCUUCAUGACACAGCUGAGGAGGGUUUGUUUUUAAUCCUAGCAGAGAUUAGUGGUUUAGUUGAUGGCGAAAAGUGGUGGUACACUUCAUGUCACUGCCGCAGAUCUGUUACUAUUGAGGAUGGAAUUUAUUUCUGUGCUUCUUGCUCCACUCAUGUUAUUGAUGUUACUCCUAGGUUUCGCAUAAAAUUUGAGGUUUCUGAUGGAGAUGAGGUUGCUACCUUUGCAAUCUUUGACACUGAUUGUGAGAACAUGCUAAAGAAGAGCUGCAGGGAGUUGGUUCUAGGCUCAAAGGGAAAAUCUGUUGAAGAAUACCCUGAUGAAAUAAAGGCAUUGAUUGGGAAGGAAGCUAUUUUUAAAGUUGAAAAGUCAAUUGAUCAUGGUAUGAAGUAUGAUGAUUCAUACAAAGUCAAAAAGAUUUGCGAUGAUUUGUCUAUUAUUCAGCUCUUCAAGGACAAGACAAAGAUUCAAACACCAACUACGCUUAUUACUGAUCCAUUUUGUUCCAAAUCUGCAUCUGAUGACCAAGAAUCUGUAUUCAGUGAUAAAUCCAUUGGUUCUUCUAGCCAAAUAUCUGCAGUUCCUAAAAGCACUCUCUCUCUUGAUGAUCUUUCACAAUUUACAGAGUCAUCAGUUACUUCUGCAGCUUCCAAAUCUGAUGGUGAUGGUGCAACCAUCUGCAAACCUCCAAGGAAGAAGAGGUUGGUGCAAGUAAAGGCUGAGAAGUGAAGCCGCUUAGUGAUUUAUUAGGGACAUCUUUAGAUUAAUUUUGUGCCUGUGCCUUGAUGCUUAUCAGAUUAUAUUUUUUGUGUAUGACUAUUAUGAACUCCUUCGACUAUGUUUGUUUACUAACUAUCAUAGUCUGCCAAUCAUUUAUGUGGUUGGCUAUUAUGUAAUAUAAGAAUAUUAGAUGUCCCUGUAUUUGAAUUAUGGAGUUUAUGUUGUGUAAUAUCCUAGACUCAUGUUGUUCUUAACUUAUUCUAAUAUAUGUGAACUAUGUUGUUAUC